AUGAACCUGUCAUCUGCCAAUGUGACGGUGGCACCUUAUCCAAAACUCUUUGGCCAAACUGUGAUCAAGCAUGUGAUUGUUGUGACUCUGGGGAUCUUCAACUUCUACUCAAUUUUCUUCCUUUGCACAUAUUUUGAUUCCACCCUGCAGGUAUUCUACAUGAAUCCUCGGUACAUUCUUUUCAUUCACCUGGUGAUCAACGACAUGAUCCAACUGACGAUGUCAGCCACCCUGUUCUUCCUCACCUAUGCAAUGUACAGUGUUAAUGUCUCCAUCUGUUGUGUCUUAACGCUGAUUGCAGUUUUCACCACUGAAAACACUCGUUUGAACCUGGCUUGCAUGGUGAUGGAGUGCUACAUUGCUGUCUGUGUUCCCCUUCAUCACACUCAGAUCUGUACAGUCAGGAGAACACGGAUUCUGAUUGGAUUAAUCUGGAUAAUAAGCAUUUCUUCUGUUCUUCCUGAUCUCUUUGUCACCUUGGCAACUGAGCCCGUAACAUUCUUUAACACCAAAGUGUUCUGUCUCAGGGAGACUGCCUUCCCAAAUCCACACUUGAUUAGGAAGAGAGACGUUAUGAAUCCUCUGUAUCUAAUAAUUGUUUGUUUGGUUAUUGUUUACACUUACUUCAAGAUCGUUUUCGCUGCAAAGUCAAACAACAAAAAUGCCAGAAAAGCCAGGAACACGAUCCUCCUCCAUGGCGUUCAGCUCAUGUUAUCUAUGGGUUCAUAUAUUAUGCCCAUGCUGAGUCACGCUAUCAGACUAUGGUUUCCCAAACAUUUUUCAGACUCCAUUUAUGCUGGUUACAUUAUUGUGCAUAUUUUGCCACGAUCUAUUAGUCCGUUCAUAUAUGGCAUACGAGACAAUACUUUCAGGAGGCACCUCAGAAAUAAUUUAUUAUGUAAACAGUGCAUGUAG
Molecule: messenger RNA, 915 nt
Organism: Thalassophryne amazonica
Lineage: Eukaryota; Metazoa; Chordata; Actinopteri; Batrachoidiformes; Batrachoididae
Product: odorant receptor 131-2-like
Exons: 2
Coding region: 1-915 (304 amino acids)
Biological process (GO): G protein-coupled receptor signaling pathway
Cellular component (GO): membrane
Molecular function (GO): G protein-coupled receptor activity
Source: RefSeq, a predicted model, not a curated record